AUGGCUGAAAACAUGGAUGACACAACGCUCUAUGUACUCCACAUUUCAGAGAUAUUCAUUGGUGUGAUCUGCAUUAUAGGAAAUGCCUUGGUUUGUCAUAUCAUCGUCAAAGUAAAAUCCAUGAAGACGUCAAUGAGUUACAUCAUACUAAACCUUGCCAUACUUGACGCCAUGACUGGUUUCUUUGCAAUAUUCUAUGCUAUUACAAAUGACAAUAAAGGCGUCCUCGGUCCACCGGUGCUCCAACAGGCAUAUAAUCAGAGCAACAUUUUAGCUGAAGUACUUUGUAGAAUUGAAAGUGCUUAUUGGUUUGGCGGAGUUAUUUCACCUUUAUUAUUAACCGUAAUGGCAUUCGAAMGAUACAAAGCCAUAGUCCAUCCCCUUUCCGCAUUUGAUGGAGGAACCAAAGCUAGGCUAAAAUGGAUUUUACCUUUUUCUUGGUUGUCAGGAUUUAUAUUUUAUGUCGUUGACAUAGUUGAYGCUCAGUACGACAGCAAAGAGGGUAUUUGCACUGAGAGACAUUACCCAUGGCUAAACCGAAAGGCCUACUUUGUGGUGUAUACCAUUGGGAUGCAUGUAAUCCCUUCAAUUGCUAUGAUUAUCUUCUAUAGUCGUGCAAUUAUCGCCUUAAGAAGACCUGACCAAGUACUUGCAAGUCAACUAGAAGCUCACAGGGCCCGCAUAAAAGUCCGAAAAAGAGUUUUAAAAGUAGCCAUUAUAGUGACUUGUAUAUUUUAUAUGUUCUGUGGAGUUCCACACACUAUUUAUGGUUUUGACGAGAUUUUUGGAUUUUUUGUAGGUUCUUCAGUGAGGUAUGAUUUGUUGCGCCGAUGUAUUGCUUUGUCGGUUUCUUUGAAUUCUGCAGUCAAUCCUUUCAUAUACUUUUUCCUCAUCAAAUCAUUUCGUGAUGGGUYUCUUCGGGUUUUCCUCGGUAAACGAGAAAGUGCACCUUUAAGAUCCAGUGCAGCAAGGUUCCUUCGGCGUCCCGAUGCCUCAGACCAUACUUAUAGAAAUAAUGAUGAAAGUGAAUGUGGUGUGGUUCAACUAGACAGUGCUGUAAUGCGAGCUACGGGCGAGCCUUUCGACUUUAGGUCCUAA
This is a messenger RNA of Exaiptasia diaphana, 1098 nucleotides long. Its product is annotated as QRFP-like peptide receptor. Gene Ontology annotation, molecular function: G protein-coupled receptor activity. Gene Ontology annotation, cellular component: membrane. The record is from RefSeq and is a predicted model, not a curated record. Gene Ontology annotation, biological process: G protein-coupled receptor signaling pathway. The transcript has a single exon. The coding region runs from base 1 to 1098 and encodes 365 amino acids. NCBI's taxonomy places the organism in Eukaryota, Metazoa, Cnidaria, Anthozoa, Actiniaria, Aiptasiidae.